Messenger RNA from Nasonia vitripennis (jewel wasp), 1435 nucleotides. RefSeq lists its product as uncharacterized. Bases 328 to 675 code for a protein of 115 amino acids. The transcript has 2 exons. The record is from RefSeq and is a predicted model, not a curated record. NCBI's taxonomy places the organism in Eukaryota, Metazoa, Arthropoda, Insecta, Hymenoptera, Pteromalidae.
AUUAGUAUGAAAGAAAAAAUUAGAGUAAUAAACAAUUAUAAACUCAAUGAUUCUUUGAAAUAUAUAUCGUCAAAACAGGUGUUAUCAAAUAGAUUACCUGUUCUGAUUUUUAGAAAUGUUUUAAGUGAAAAACAAAAAAGUUUAGUUGAUAUGCGUAGCUACGUAAUUCAAAAUGAGAGUAUUGUUAUUUGUAAAGAAAAAAUCGAACAAUUUGAAGAGGGAAUCAUUGAAAUACAUCAUGAAGAAAAUUGUACAAACAGAUAGUUAAUCCUAAAUGAAAAUAUUAUUUACAAUUUUAAUAGUACAAAUAUUUUAAAUGAUCAAGAAAUGGCGGAAGAAAUUUUUAUAAAUAUAUUUAAAGAUUCUAAAUUGAAGAAAAACUAUAUGUUAUAUGGACGUGAUUUAACUAUUAUUCCAAAUAAAAAGCUAUUUUUAAGGCUUCAAAAAUCUACUAUUAGACCAAAUAACGUGGUUCCAAAAAUUGAAGGUGUUAAUACCAUUAUGUGUUAUGUUGGUGGUCCUGGAAGUAUGACUGCAAAACAUUGCGAAGGUGGAGAUUUUGCUAGCCUUAAUUUACUGGUUACAGGUCAUCCAAAAAUUUGGGGAUUUAUAGAUAAAGAUCAAUUUUAUCGUUUAUCAAAAAAAUUAGUACAAAUUGUGUUCGAUUUUUCAUAAGCCAGGUUUUAUUAUUUCUCCUUUGCUUUUAAAAAAAUGGAAAAUUGAAGUUGCUUAUGCCAUACAAAAUGCAGGUGAUUUGUUUCAUAUUCGUGAAUAUGUAAUACACUUUAUUGUAAACAUUGCAACAAGAACAUCAGAUAAAACAAUUUGUGAUUGUAGCGAUAUAAACAGAUUGCUAAGAGAUUUUUUUAACUUAUCUAAAAUUAAUAUUAAUAAAAUACUAAAUAGUCAUAAGAAAAUAGUCAUAUGAAUGUUAUGAAUGUAGAAAAAAAUUUUUUUACAAAAAUAGUUUCAUAAGUCAAUGUGUAAAGAUUCUCAAAAAGAGUUCCUUUGAAUGUAAUUAUAUUAACUGCAAAAAAACUUUUAAUUCAGCCAGUGCUUUACAAAAGCAUCGCAAAAUAACGCACAUUAAUUUAAUUAAAACGAGUAUAUGUCAUAUACGUGGACUGGUUUUGUUAAAAUUAAAUUUAAGCAGACAUAUAUCCGACAUAUGCGAAUUAGAAGUACAUUGCGACAAUUGUAAUAGAAUGUUAUUGAAAAGAAACAUAUCGACACAUUUAAAAACAUGUGAAGCUAUACUUACUUGUAAUAAAUGUUACAAAUUAUUUAAUACGAAACAAGGUAUGUCACAACACAUUAAAAAUUUUGGCGUAACAAUUAAGUUAUUAGAAUCUAAUUUUUAUAAUUGCUGAGAUACAAAAUGUGUAAUAAAUUUGUAAGUAGAAAUAAAAAAUAUUAAUUUCUUAAAAAAUAAAAA